Molecule: messenger RNA, 1668 nt
Organism: Neurospora tetraspora
Lineage: Eukaryota; Fungi; Ascomycota; Sordariomycetes; Sordariales; Sordariaceae
Product: UbiA prenyltransferase family-domain-containing protein
Exons: 2
Coding region: 133-1419 (428 amino acids)
Biological process (GO): ubiquinone biosynthetic process
Cellular component (GO): mitochondrial inner membrane
Molecular function (GO): 4-hydroxybenzoate polyprenyltransferase activity
Source: RefSeq, a predicted model, not a curated record
AUAUAAUUUGUGUAGAUCAGAAGGCCGAGAUCAACAAAGUUCACGAAGACGACCCCAGUUGAAGGAUCGGGACAAGAGACAGCCUCCUCUCACGAGUCUCACGACGGUUCACCAGAAGGGGCCUUGCCCAUCAUGUUCUCACAUCGUCUUCUGACCGGGCUUGUCCCCCGACGAACCUUCUCUCACACUACCACCCGUUUUCUCACCAAGCCAUCAUGCUCAUCACCACCAUGUCUGGGCAGCCGACCCUCUCACCAGUCCAAGGCCCUCACCAAGCCACGCCUCCUCUCACUUGAGACUCUUCACAACUACCACACCACCAAACCCCUCCUCUCCCAACCCGAAAUCCCAACCACACCCACGAGCGCCACCCUCCCCACCUCCGCCGUCCCCUCCUCCGACCCUCCUCUAUCCGAAUACGUCCCCCCAACAACCGGUCUCCUCUCGCGCCUUCCCUCCUCCUGGCUCCCCUACGCCGAACUAGCUCGUCUCGACAAGCCCACCGGCUCUUACUACCUCUUCUUCCCCUGCCUCUUCAGCACUUUACUCGCCGCGCCCCUCGCCAACACGGCGGCGGCGGCGGGCAUGGCCUCGCCCGCCACCGUCAUCGGCACCUCCCUCCUCUUCUUCUCCGGCGCCCUCAUCAUGCGCGGCGCCGGCUGCGCCAUCAACGACCUCUGGGACCGCAACCUCGAUCCACACGUGACGCGUACACGGCUGCGGCCCAUCGCGCGGAGGGCCAUCACGCCCUUCCAGGGCCUGGUGUUCACGGGCUCGCAGCUUCUGGCCGGGUUGGCGGUGCUGCUGCAGUUCCCGUUUGAGUGCUUCUGGUACGCGACGCCGUCGCUGCUGUUUGUGGCGUGCUACCCGCUGGCGAAAAGGGUGACAUAUUACCCGCAGUUUGUGCUCGGGUUGACGUUCUCGUGGGGAGCGAUUAUGGGUUUUCCCGCGCUGGGGGUGGACUUGUUGGCGAACAGCGCGGCGUUGACGGCGGCGGGGUGCUUGUAUACGAGCAACAUUGCGUGGACGGUGUUGUACGAUAUGAUUUAUGCACAUAUGGAUAUCAAGGAUGAUGCCAAGGCGGGUAUCAAGAGCAUUGCGCUCAAGCACGAUAAGGAGACGAAGCAGGUGUUGACGGGUCUGGCGGUUGCGCAGAUUGCGCUGCUGGCUGGGGCGGGCGCGGCGGUUGGUGCUGGGCCGGCGUUCUUCAUCGGAAGCUGUGGUGGCGCGGCCUUGACGUUGGGUUACAUGAUCAAGAAGGUUAACUUGAAGAGCGUCAAGGACUGCUGGUGGUGGUUUGUCAAUGGCUGCUGGAUCACCGGUGGCGUCAUCAGCAUGGGAUUGGCAGCGGACUAUCUGCUCAAGUACUACGAGCAGGAGAAGCAGGAGAAGAAGCCGGAAGAGCUAGAGUCGGCCUGAAAGAUGGUAACUAGGUUCUACUCUCUGUUCUGUCUGGGAUAUCAUCUUUGUAAUUUCAUGUACCAUAACACCAUGAUUGUCAUACUAUUAGACACAAACAGUCCCUCAGGGGGCAAUCUCCAGAACACCGAAAAGGCAGAAGAUAGAGAGAAGCUUUUGGGGAAGCACGAUUUCUUUUGGCAAUUAAUGACCUGCUUUCUGUUGGAUCAUUACUACCAUGAGAGUUCAGGUAUCCCUUAAACCCAAAAC